CAAGUCAAACCAAAACCAGCAUCAACAUGAAGUUCUUCUCAGUUGUCACCGUCUUUGUGCUCGGUCUGCUCGCCCUGGCCAAUGCUGUUCCCCUGUCGCCCGAUCCUUGCAAUGUGGUCAUCAACGGCGACUGCAAGUACUGCAAUGUCCAUGGAGGAAAGUAGGGGCCUGCCGCCCUUGCACGAAUAUCGACCGAAGGCCAUACAUAGAUAAAAAC
Molecule: messenger RNA, 217 nt
Organism: Drosophila miranda
Lineage: Eukaryota; Metazoa; Arthropoda; Insecta; Diptera; Drosophilidae
Product: immune-induced peptide 2-like
Exons: 2
Coding region: 27-164 (45 amino acids)
Biological process (GO): defense response
Source: RefSeq, a predicted model, not a curated record